AUGCUAUCAAACCGAUCGUUUAAAUUCGAUAAUAAUCAUUUAAAACACUCUCUUAAACAAGAUCUCAAACGUCUUGAUGAUUUGAAUCACUCGACUUCCCUGAAUCAACCAGCCAUGAGUUGGUUACAUCCAAACCAACCUAUAGUGUAUAAUCCAGAACAUAUUUACAAUUUAAAAAUGGAAUCUGAUGAAGAUUAUAUGGAUUGUUUAGAAUUAAUUAUUGAUCGGAUUUAUUCCAUUUUAGGUUCUUGCUUAUAUCUUUUAGAUGAUACAUCUAGUAAAAAUAUUCAUAAAAGUGUUGUUAAACCAGAAAAAAUGACGCUAAGUUUAAUAGUAACGAACGUGUAUGAACAAAUUAAAAAUUUAAUUAAUUUUAAGAACAAUAGCAAACUUGAUGAAACCACAAAAUUAAUUGCACCUAAUCCUAAAGAGUUAUCGAAUAAAUCAGAUAAAGAAACCCAAAUCAACACCAACAUUGUUCAAUGUUCCUCAUGUUCCAUCUCAUUAAAAUGUAUUAAAUUAAUCGCAGAUCAAUUAUCAAAACUUGGAGAAAACAGAUCUGUGUCCAUAGCAAAAGAUAAAAUGAAAAGCCUAAUAUUUACGUCUACUCAAGAGGAAUCCGUUGAUUUGUUAACUAAUGCCAUAAACAAAGACGUUCGAGAUUUGACUUACAGAAAUUCAGAACUAGAGGCGAAUUUAGGUGGUCUAAAAAAUCAACUGGAAAAUUUAGAUUUAGCUCUUCAGGAAUCUUUAAAUAAAAUUAGAGAAUUGGAGGAAAAUAUAAACAAGUUGGAAGAAUUUAAAUUAAAAGAACAACAACAACACUUAAUUUUAAAUAAUAUUAUCAACAAAUUGCUAAAAAAUAAAAAACGCGCACAAGACGAAAUGGAAUGGCACAAAGUCGAAUAUAAACAGCUUGAAUCAGUAGUAGAAAGUCAAACUGCUAACAUUAAGGAAUUACAGGAAGAACUCGAAAACUUUAGAAUGAACAACAAACGUUUAUUGUCUCAGGAGGAGCUCUUAAAAUCAGAGAAAGCUCUUUGGAAAGCACGGUUUGCUCGCGCAGAAGAGACAAACGAUAAUAUUACUACACAGAACAAAGAACUUAGAAUCAACGUACAACGAAUCGCGGAUUCCAUCGAUUCCAUUGAAAAUACCUGCAAAGGUAUCGAAGAAAAUGUCUCGGAAAGUUGGGUUUUAGUAGAAGACAACAUGAAUAGUUUUCAAAGUUUUUUUAAUUGUGUUGAGGAUGUGGUUAACUCCAGUACGAUAUUAGAAGAAAACUUAAAUAAUUCUAUGCAAAUAGUUAACAGUAAAAAUAUAUCGGGAGAUAUGGAAGUUAAAGGCGAUCCUUUUUUGGAUAUGAUGAAACAGAUUAAGGACAACAACGAAAAUAUCGAAAAGAUGCAACGACAAAAUGAAGUUCUGUUAAAAAUUGUAAAAAAAUUUGAAGAACAUUCAAAAACUAGUAAUUAAUAAAAUUAAUUAGUGUUUAA
This is a messenger RNA of Onthophagus taurus, 1496 nucleotides long. RefSeq lists its product as uncharacterized. The record is from RefSeq and is a predicted model, not a curated record. Lineage: Eukaryota; Metazoa; Arthropoda; Insecta; Coleoptera; Scarabaeidae.